CAUGUGUACAAGCUCGUAAUGAGGGACGUGAUCUUGCUUGUGAGGGUAAUGAAAUUAUCCGUGAGGCUAGCAGAUGGAGAGACGGAAGAAUGGGAGCCGCUGCGCAUGCCAAGCUGAGACUUGCCAUCGGUUAUGUCAAAGACCAUGCUUCAGUUGGCAAAGCCGUAUUAAACAAGAAAAGUGGGUUGUCCGAGAUUGAAAUUGCUAUAAUUCGUGCGACUCGUCAUGAUAAUAGUCCAGUAGAUGACAAGUACAUGCACGAGAUCCUCUUUCUUGUCUCAAACUCGCCGGAUUCAACUUUGUUUCUUGCCGAACGGAUUUCUCAACGCCUCAAUAGGACGAGAGACUGCCAUGUAGCGCUCAAGGCACUCUUGUUGACCCACCGUCUCCUUCGUGGAGGCAACCAUGGCUUCGAGCGUCAGCUGCGUAGCGCACACUUUUCGGGCCAUCUCCAGAUGAGUCCUGGCCGGUCGUUCACGACAAGCUUCGAUCCCCUGGUUUGUUUUCUUCACAAGUAUGCAGCUUAUCUCAAUGAAAGAAUGGGAUGGAUCAUAAACCCCGGUGGGAAGCUCGAACCCGUUAUGUCUCCAGGAUUGGAUUUCGGCUGUUACAGAGAAAGAUCACUAGAAUUGGUAUUUCACAGAUUACCAAAGUGUCAAUUAUUUAUCGACAAGGUCCUGGAAUGUUCACCUUAUGAUGAUUUUCCCUCAGAUAGGCUGGCCCAAGCAGCUAUGUGCAACACUUUGAAAGAGAGCUUUCAAGUUUACACUGCGUUCCGUGAAGGCGUGACGGCUCUCGUGAACAUGUUCUUCGACUUGACCCUACCUGCGAGAGUCAUAGCUUGUGACAUACUCAAAAGGGCAUCUCAGCAGAGCGGAAAGCUUGAAGAAUUGUAUGGAAAAUGCAAGCGGACAAUAAGAAUCAGGAACUUGGAGUACCCUUCGGUCGAAGUCACGACCAUGGAUCAUGUCAAGGCAUUGGAAGAAUGCUUAAGCAAUAUCCCCACCGGAGUUUGCAACUCUCUAAAGAGCACGUCGAUUUCCAAACGACUUCUGCAUUCGGGUAUGGAUAAAUUAGACGAGGUGACGGUGAAGAUGGAGUGGAAAGAAAGGGAGGAAGCUAGGCUGAAAAAGGGUCUUAGUUAUUCAUCUGCUACUUUUGUUUCCUGGACGAUGGAGACAAAAAUAAGCAAUGUAUGGGUGGUGUUUGAAGAUGAAGAUAGUAUGGACUCAUCUUGAGAUUAAUGA
Rhodamnia argentea is the source of this 1247-nucleotide messenger RNA. Its product is annotated as putative clathrin assembly protein At1g33340. Gene Ontology annotation, cellular component: clathrin-coated pit; clathrin-coated vesicle. The record is from RefSeq and is a predicted model, not a curated record. The transcript is spliced from 2 exons. The coding region runs from base 90 to 1238 and encodes 382 amino acids. Gene Ontology annotation, biological process: vesicle budding from membrane; clathrin coat assembly; clathrin-dependent endocytosis. NCBI's taxonomy places the organism in Eukaryota, Viridiplantae, Streptophyta, Magnoliopsida, Myrtales, Myrtaceae. Gene Ontology annotation, molecular function: 1-phosphatidylinositol binding; clathrin heavy chain binding; phosphatidylinositol-4,5-bisphosphate binding.